UGGGCCAGGGGGUUGGCGGUGUCGUGUCAUGGAGGCUCAGUCUCUCAGCAGCCAUUGAAGGGGAAGGAACUGCGGGUGUGUGUAUGUGUGUGCGCGCGUGUGUGCAUGUGAGUGCGCGCGCGAGUGUGUGGACAAGGAGGUGCUGGCAGCCGAGUUAGAGUCCCAACUCCUUGGACUCCAUUGGCCAUUCUCUUCUUUCUCCCCCACACCUAUCUGCUGGUGGUGGGCGUUUAUAUUUGCGUUUCUUUUCAUUCAUUUCCAAAUCUUUUACAAUUUGAGGGUUGGGGGCAGUGGGGAAGGCAGGGCCGGGUAACGGAGGAGAGGAGGAGCAGAGAGCAGGAGGAGGACAUGGAGAUGAAGACGAGGAUUAACCAGGAGUUGAGGAACCGAGCCCCGGAGGAGAUGACACAGUUAGUCAUUGAUAAUUGCCGUUGUGUCAAUGGGGAAAUUGAGGGCCUGAAUGAUACUUUUAAAAAACUAGAGUUUCUGAGUAUGAUUAAUGUGGAACUAAGUUCACUGGCCCGGCUUCCCAACUUAAAUAAACUUCGAAAGUUGGAACUUAGUAACAAUAGAAUUUCUGGAGGGUUGGAAGUCCUGGCAGAGAAAUGUCCUAAUCUUACCCACCUCAAUCUGAGUGGAAACAAAAUAAAAGAUCUCAGUGCACUAGAAGCUCUGCAAAAUCUUAAAAAUUUAAAAAGUCUUGACUUGUUUAACUGUGAGAUCACAACCCUAGAAGAUUAUAGAGAGAGUAUUUUUGAACUGCUGCAGCAAAUCACCUACUUAGAUGGAUUUGAUCAGGAGGAUAACGAAGCACCAGACUCGGGAGCAGAGGAUGAUGAGGAUGGAGAUGAAGAUGAUGAAGAGGAAGAUGAAGCAGGUCCACCUGAAGGGUAUGAGGAAGAAGAGGAGGAAGAAGAGGAUGAGGAGGAAGAUGAAGCAGGCUCAGAAUUGGGAGAGGGAGAAGAGGAAGUGGGCCUCUCAUACUUAAUGAGAGAAGAAAUUCAGGAUGAAGAAGAUGAUGAUGACUAUGUUGAAGGGGAAGAAGAAGAAGAUGAGGAUGAUGAAGAAGAAGAAGAGGAAGAAGGUCUUCGAGGGGAAAAGCGGAAACGAGAUGCUGAAGAUGAUGGAGAGGAAGAAGAUGACUAGAUCAUUCUAAGACCAGUUUCCCUAAAUUCCUGGGUGUGCAAUAGAGUGGUCACAUCUUAUUUCUUUAUGUAUAAUAGUUAUCCCUACAUAAGAUAAUGUGUAACUUUUUAUAGGAAAAGUGUGGUUUUACUAUUUUUGCCUUAUCAUUCCAAAUAAGAUUUACUAGUCUGUUAAUGAUCAUAUGUAGAGAAAAAUUUUCAUUGACCUCCUUGUGAAAUUCCCUAGCAGUUUAUUUAGAAUCUUAAUUUUUCUAAUACAAGUUUACUUCUUAGUCAUUUUAGCCCAUAAUUAAAACAUGAUGGCUUUUGCACAGGCAUAGUAUGGUACAUUUCAUUCAUAAGGUUUUAAAGUUAUUUAUCAAUUAACAGAAAUCACAGUCAGCUGGAGUAUGAAAUAAAAAUAGUCUUUUGAAUGAUAAGUUGGUUAUUUUUUUAGAGGUGACCCAGAGAUCUUCAUUUUGAAGGCAAUGCCUUUUUUGGCUAAGGGAUUUUAGGUGCUCUUUUGUCACAUGAGUAACUUGGAAAGUAGGAGCAGAACAGUAAAGGUUCUAUUAAAAAAGAUAGUUCCUGGCUUUUGGGGAGGCUUCUGAAACCUUUAAGCCAGGUGGCUAAUAAGAUUUUAUUUUUGAAGGAAAAACUGCUUAUAGUAAGUUCAGAGACAUGCAGAGGAGCCCUUUGUUCUCAAGCUGAAUGAAGAUCAUGACAUGCUAAUGGUUGGUUUUUGUUUUAUUUUUAAGUGUGCAUUUUUCAUUUUCUUUCAACAAUUCCUUUAAGACCACCUUCCUUUCUUGUUUCACUCUCCUCCCUCUUCUCAAAAAAAAAAAAUGGGGGGGAAACUUAUGAAUACCCAGGAAAACCUUUAUUCUUAUACCUCAAUUACCUUUUCAGACCUGUCUCAGUUUUCAAAAAGCUAAGUGAAACAAACUGAGUAUUUUCUGAGAUAUGAAUAUUAUUAUCUAUGCAGUUUUAUGCAACAGACUCUGCUUACUGGAAAUGCUUCUUGGUUGACAAGAUAUACAGACUGUAGAAGGAUGAAGAAAGAAAAGCAGAUGGGCUUUUGGAAGCAGCAAUGGUGUUCCUCAAAAGUCAGAAUAAUUUGCCUGUUGGUAAUUAAUGAGACAUUCAAAUCAAAUUAUAAGUUAGCUUCCCAAAUGACUUAGCUACCACUCUGCAAGCAUUUCUAAUUUUUUCUGAGUAGAACCUUUAAUUAUUCUCUCUACAGUUUUAAAGCAUUAUCAGAUUUAGCAUUUGAUUGGAAUAUAUUAGGCAAUGGAAAAAUAUUUGAAACUAAAUCCAUAUUAAAAUUAGGAUUUGUUUUCAAGUGGAUGUCCAUUAAAAAUAGAAAAAUAUUUGGGAGAAGUGCGAGUGUGUUUUCUUAUAUGGCUACUGAUUAUAAUAUGAGUAGAUAAGUUCAUCUCCCUUUUUGUUAUGGAGGCUCGAUGUUCAAGGCAAUUGCUUUUUUAAUCUUGGCUCUCUAAAUUUUUCCCCCUUUGGUUUUGAAUAUUUGUAAGUUUUUUUGUUAAUGUCAGCAAAUUAACUUAAGUUACACUUUCAUACUGGGACACAUUUAAAUUACUGAGUAUAGUACUGCUUUAGCUUAAACUAAAAAAGUGGCACAAAAUGACUGAGAUAAGUUUAGUGGGGGGAUUCGAAUAUCCAAAUAGCUAACAUUUUAUUCCUUUUUAACAACUGAAAUCGCUUGUUUUAGUCCCUAAGAAUUCUCAUCACAUUGUUUGACAGAUUAUAAAAUACUUAUUUUUAAAAUUAAAUUUAUAUACUGGCUUUCUUAUCAAUCAUUUUAUUGUGCAAUCAAUAUUAUUGUUCUUUGGUUUGUAAACAACACUUAAGAGCCUCCAAAUAACUUUUAAGACUUAUUUAGCUUUGUGGGUGAUAUUUUCAUGCAAAUAAGGGUGGGUUUUAUAUUUUGUAGACGUUUUAGGUCCUAUUUUAAUGCUUCUUUGUAUGGCAGUGUGUAUAUAGUGUGUUAAACUCCUCAAAACUAAAAAAUCUUUGAAGUUAAUACUUUUGUGCAACUGUGUUUUGAAUAAAGCCAUGACAGUGUUAAAACAAACAAACAAAAAAAUGCAGUUCUUCUGAGUAUUCCUUUAUUGUUUCUGACUGUUCCCUGUUUUUUCUGAGACUGCUGUAAUUUAAAGUUUUUGAAACUGAAUUGCUUCAAAUAAAUUGAAGAUUUGUUGUUAA
Myotis davidii is the source of this 3347-nucleotide messenger RNA. It is a transcript of the gene ANP32E, whose product is annotated as acidic nuclear phosphoprotein 32 family member E. The transcript has 7 exons. Gene Ontology annotation, cellular component: nucleus. Lineage: Eukaryota; Metazoa; Chordata; Mammalia; Chiroptera; Vespertilionidae. The coding region runs from base 349 to 1146 and encodes 265 amino acids. The record is from RefSeq and is a predicted model, not a curated record. Gene Ontology annotation, biological process: regulation of apoptotic process. Gene Ontology annotation, molecular function: phosphatase inhibitor activity; histone binding.